Molecule: messenger RNA, 1292 nt
Organism: Nematolebias whitei (Rio pearlfish)
Lineage: Eukaryota; Metazoa; Chordata; Actinopteri; Cyprinodontiformes; Rivulidae
Gene: neurod6b
Product: neuronal differentiation 6b
Exons: 2
Molecular function (GO): protein dimerization activity
Source: RefSeq, a predicted model, not a curated record
AUGAUCGGUGCGGAGUGGAGGUCCCACGGGACACUGAGCACGUGGUCUCGGCUGCCACAAGACGUCAGCGGCAGAUGGCAUGGGUACCCGCUGUUGGCAUGAGUGUCAUUCCUCAAAGAGAGAGGGAACCGGAGAGAGGAGAACAGAGGCUGCGCAGCUUUCAGCUCGGUCCUGGAAACACUGAGAAGAAGAAGAAGAAGAAGCUGCAGGGGUGAUAUUUGGGGCCAUGCAACUUGCACGCUGACCAGAGGAGGUAUGUUGACUCUGCCAUACGAGGAACCUCAUCUGAUGUGCGAGCCGCGCUUUGGUGCCAAUUAUCCCCGUGAAAGUUUACCUGUGAGCCUGGCGCAGGAGCGACAGCACAACGCAGACCGCUCCAAGUCAGACAUGAUGAGGGAGGCCGAGGACGACCUUUCCGACAGGGAGGAGGACGAAAGGGAGGAGGACCAGGACGAGAACGGGCUUCCUAAAAAGCGAGGCCCCCGGAAAAAGAAGGCUGGGAAGGAGCAGGUGGACAGGGCCAAGCUCCGGCGCCAUGAAGCCAACGCCCGCGAGCGCAGCAGGAUGCACGGCCUGAACGCUGCGCUGGAGAGUCUGCGCAAAGUUGUGCCGUGCUACUCCAAAACUCAAAAACUGUCCAAGAUCGAGACGCUCAGGUUGGCUAAGAACUACAUCUGGGCUCUGUCAGAGACCCUGAGCGCAGGGAAGAGACCCGACCUCCUCGCGUUCGUUCAGACUUUGUGCAAAGGAUUAUCCCAGCCGACCACCAACUUGGUGGCCGGAUGUUUGCAGCUGAACGCAAGAAAUUUCCUCACAGACCACAACGGAGAGGUGAUGUUUUCUGGCAGAUCCCCCUACGAGGCCAUGUACUCGUACGCCGGAACAGACAUGAACUCGCCCCCGGGCCACAGCGGCAGCUUGGACACCAGCUCCAAGCCGUUCCGGCACUACGGCUACAGCGGCGCCUACGAGCCCUACUUCGAGAACCCGUCCCCGGAGGGCGGGAGCCCACACUUCGACGGCCAGCUGAGCCCCCCGAUGAACUUCAACGGGAUUUUCUCCCUCAAACACGAGGAGCCGCCGGAUUACGGCAAGAGCAGCCACUACGGCAUGCGCUACUGCGGCGCGCCAGGACGCGCGGCCCUGGCACCGAACUCCAUGUACCGAGUGUCCCCGGAGGCCCGGUUCCCCUACGACCUCCACGUCCGCAGCCAGUCCUUUCAAGCACAAGGGGAAGUUAAUGGCUCCUUCCACAAUUAAUCAGCUGGACAUGUUUCUGUGCACGGAUGGUG